UUCAAAAAAAAAAAUCGGAUCAAUGUUCGGAAAAAUGUCAACAAACCGCGAUAAAUAAAUAAUUUUAUUCGUUGUUCUUGGUUAAUUUUCCGAGAAAAUUAGGAAGAAAAUUGAUUUGAGCUCAAACUAUUCUGUGUCUCUUUGUGAUUUUCUUGUGGCAGUACUAGAGCAAAAACUAAUCGUUUCAACGAUAACAGUGCACAAAAAAUCGAUUGCAUUUUUUCUUUGAUACUCAUGAUGUAGCACUUUAGUAUAAGUGAAUUAAAGACGGGAAACAGGCAAAAUUUGGGAACUAGUUACUACGUGAUUUAUUUGCCCUCCCAGAAUCGACUUGUAAAAUGAAUACCAAGAAACCGAUUUUACACAUACUGGUUGUUGGAUUUCAUCAUAAGAAAGGAUGCCAGGUUGAAUUUUCCUAUCCGCCCUUGAUAGCCGGGUCGGAGGGGAAACAGGAAUGCCCUUCGGGGUGGAAGUACCUUCCGACACUGGCUAUUCCCGAUGGAUCGCACAAUUUUAUACAGGAUGUCAUCUGCUUCAAUCUACCCAGCCUAGUCGAUCCCCAUGAAUCGAUCUACGGUAUAAGUUGCUACCGCCAGAUUCCAGUGGAGGAGCUGAAAAUCCGAACGGCUGAUGUCACCAGAAGCACCGUACAAAAGUCCGUGUGUGCGUUGCUAUCGAUACCGAUCUAUGGCUACGUCGAAGUUAAACUGUCUCUAAUUGCGCAUGCAUUCUUCGAGCAGGGGGAUUUUUCCUGCACCGACAUCCUUGUUAAAGCGUAUGAACAGCUGAAUGCUUGCCUUCAUUCAAUGGAAUGCUCGGAGUUGGAUCCAGCGAGACUGCAUUUUAUAGGGGUGCCUUUGAGGGAGCUUGUGCUGAAGUGGCGUCAUAAGCUGCUUAUUUUGUACAAGUUGCUUCUGCUACAAAAACGAGUCGUUUGUUUUGGAUCUCCAGUGCAACCCAUUUGCUCGCUGAUUUUGGGAGUCGUUUCGCUGCAUCCAGAGUUGCUGGCUAAAGGUUUUCAGGAAGUAGCCUGUGUGAAAACUUCUCGACCCAUGUCACCCAUGCCCAGCUUUGGUACUCCACAACAUGAAGAAUCGAGCUUUCCAGCUGUUGAAAAGGAAAUGCGCUGCGAUUCCAUUACUUCUGAAGUCUCGUUAGGAAAGCCUGUUGAAGAUUUACAAUUACAAGAUUCGAAAAAAGAUGAUGUCGACAGUACCAAAGAAGCUAAACCCGAUUCAGAGUCCGCACACGAGUCGCCAACAGAUGAAGUCGCAGGGAAUCAAAAUGUUCGCCCGGCACUGGCACGUGAAACUAGCGUUGACACAAUCGCGUCUAAUUUUGCCAGUCUGUGCGCAAUUAAACCAGACGAAUGGGCCGCACCGAUGAAGAUGUUUCACGAGGGCAAUCUCUGCCUGCCGUACAUCUCGUUGCCGUAUAUGGAUUUACUCACGGAUCCAUCGGUUAAGGGGUAUAUAAUUGGAGCUUCGAAUGUUCUGUUCCAGCAGAAACGUCACCUGGCGGAUGUGAUGGUCGAUGUGGAGGGUACCGUCAUCGACGUGUACGACUUUGAGCUGAAGCGACAGAUCCAACUGAGCACGGAAGAUUUGCGCUUCGCUGAUUUCAUCAUACGAAACGUGCAGAAUCCGAAGGAAGAUGCCGAGGGUAGUGAAGUUUGGAUUCGGGAGCAGUUCUAUGGAUACAUGGUGGCGCUGCUGAAGUCGUCAGUGUGUUUUGAUGGCGCUAAGGAAAUGGAGCAUUUCAACGUCCACUACAUGAUGGCUCUCAAAACGUCUCAAUGCUACCAAGACUGGCUGAUCAGAAGCGGUGGUGACACCAAUCCAGCUUUCGAGGGGUUAGCAGUGGGUCAUCCAUUCGCAGGAACGCUUUCCGUGGCAGACAUGAAGCUAAGAAUAGCACAAACGAUGCAGAAUAGCGAGAGUGGUCGUAAGUUAAACCAGGCCGUCAACAACACUAGUCGAGCGGUAGGAGGUGCUAUAAGCACAGCGAAAGGAGCAUUUUCCACAUGGUGGACAUCGAUGACCGCACCGGUUGCGGCAGCUCCAGGCGCACCAGCCGGUAACGCUCAAGGGGACAGUCAAACCAACAGCAGCGAACAAUUUUCCGACACUAGCGAUGACUCGGAUGAGAACGUUAACCCGAACGACAUUGACAGCAGUUACAGUGAUAGUGACAAAAGUCCAAAUGAUGCGAAUAGAAACACAAUAAAACGAAUAGAAAAGAAUAAUGAUUCUCAAACGGACCCCUCUGAGAUAGGAACGGCAGAACAUUUACUGGAAAGUAGUAACAAUAUAAUCGAAAUUGGGAAAGAAGCUGAUAUAUUAGAUCGACAACAGAAAAUCUACCACAUUUAAUUCGAACCCACCGGCACUAUCGGAUAUCGCUUCUAGCUACUGCUUCGAAUGCAUAAGGUGAUAUUUUAACCCAACAUAUAAUUACUGAAACCAUUCCAAAGUUGCCCCAUGUUCACAACACCAAUUUUUAAUUUUGUGUUUAACAGAUCUAAAACAGUUGUCAUUGUUUGUACUUACAUUAAUAGUCGUGUGUUGUUUUCUAACACUUCAUGGGCAUUUAAGAAAACGAAUGAUAAUCAGCCUUGCCUCAGAGCUGGCUGCAAGAACUCAGCCGCUGCGCUCCAUUACAAUGAACUUGGCUUCUCCUCUGUAGUACAGUACUACCCGUAACCACACAUCAAAAUAUUCAUCUUCACAGCAUAAGUACAUAGACAACGCGUGCUGUGAAUUUUUUUGCAGUUCUAUCAUAAGUUACAAAUAUAGAAAAUGUCAAAUCAGAGCAUGUUAGAUGUGUUAUGGAAUAACGUUAUUCAAAUUGUGAAAUAAUGAAAAAAGUACUCAGUCAUAAGAUGCUAACACGUUAGUUUUUGCAGCAACCAUGUUUUCAUUCAAAACAAUUGUGUGAUAAUUUCAAAUAGUUAGUCUACAGAAUAGCUGUUCACUGUGUAACAUACAUAUAACUAAACCACUGAAGUUAUGUCUCAAAUAGCAAAUAAAGUAUUGAACAAG
This is a messenger RNA of Topomyia yanbarensis, 3041 nucleotides long. RefSeq names its product late secretory pathway protein AVL9 homolog. The transcript is spliced from 6 exons. Gene Ontology annotation, cellular component: cytoplasm. The record is from RefSeq and is a predicted model, not a curated record. The coding region runs from base 339 to 2372 and encodes 677 amino acids. Lineage: Eukaryota; Metazoa; Arthropoda; Insecta; Diptera; Culicidae.